ACAGCAUUCACCACUCUCAAAGGCGAGCUUAUCAUUCUCAGAUCCACGCGCAUUCUGCUAUCAUUCUCGGAUUACUUACGCGCUGGCGACCACAAAUCUGAAGUUUCCCGAGCCCCCCGCCGUUACCACGUUCCUCUACCGCCGUCUAUCGCGAAAUACCACCUUCGAGCCGUCAGGUCCCAAGUACAAUAUAGUGGGAGCGCAGUGAGGUCUACAAUAUGUCGGGCCCCCCGCCCGGGCCCGGACCCGCAAGAAACAUGAGCGUUGGGACGGGGCCGCCCAACGCGGGCAUACCACCACAACACACUCCGAUGCCUCCGCAGCCGAGCGCGGUGCCCCCUCCAGCUGGAGCGCAGACGGGUGCGCAGACCCAGCAGAACCUCAAUCAAAUCGUGCUGGAGUAUCUCAGCAAGAAGGGCUAUCAUAAGACGGAGGCUAUGCUCCGCAAGGAGUCCGAUCAGCAGCAAACACCAACUGGAGGUCCUGCUGUUUCGAGAGAUGCGGAUGCUGGCGCACCAAAGUACAAGAAAUCGUUUGAGUUGCUGCAGAAAUAUAUCAGUGACAGCUUGGAGCUGUACCAACCCGAGUUGAAAAAGCUAUUAUGGCCGGUGUUCGUGUACUCCUUCUUGGGCCUUCUACGGGACUACUUCAUCCGAGACGCGGAAACAUUCUUUGGUACAUAUCGACACAUGUUCGAACGUGAUCAUGAAGACGACGUCAACACACUGGGCGCGAUUCGGUUGCCUCAACACCUGAAGGACAGCCGCGUAGCCAAGCUGUACCUGGAGAACAAGUACCGUGUCACCCUUACGGCAAUGCCAUUCUACAAUCUCGUCAUGUUCCUGGAGAAGUACGUCUACGAGGGUGGGCAGACCAUUAUGGACAUAAUCAGAGAACAUAUGAUGUUGGUCACGGUCGAUCGCGCUGUGGAGAGCGAAAAGAGCCUUCGCGCCAUUAUGGAUGCGAAGGAAGAUGAUGGGCUCCCUGCGGAAGACGAAGGUAUCCCGGGACAUAAUCCUGGCCAUCCCAUGACCCAACGGCACGAUCCGGACGCGCAGGCUGCGCGUAUCAAGCUGCAGCUAGGGCCAUACCCGCAAGAUCAAGACCUCAUUGAUGAUGUGCGCGCCACGCUUCAAGAUGAAGAUGCGAAGAAUCCUCCGAAGCCAGGCCAGAACAGUCUCGUCGAGGAGUUUGAGCAGCGAAUCAAGCGCGAGCCCAUGGAGGAUGGCCCCUCCCGAGAUCUGAUCCCUCUACCUCCUUCUCUCGCUAGAGACGUGUCAAUGGAAGUGCAGAAGAUUAUCGAGCACCGAGACCGCUACAAGAUUGAAGGCAGAACAGGCGGUGUCGGUCCCGGCGUGAGCGUCACUAUGUACACCUUCCACAACACAUUCGACAGCGUAAAUUGCAUAGAUUUCUCAGGAGACAAUAAGCUCGUUGCUGCCGGAAUGGCGGAGUCAUAUAUCCGGGUUUGGUCGCUUGAUGGUGAACCGCUUCUCUCCUCAAUCCCCGAGCAUAACAACCAGCCUUCUUCCUCUCGCCGUCUUGUUGGUCAUGCGGGACCAGUCUUCGCGGUCGCUUUCUCCCCUGCUACAGUCAAUCCCGAUCCGGAAGGGCCACCUACCAACGCUCAAUUCCUAUUAUCGUGCUCCGAGGACAAGACCGUUCGACUCUGGUCACUUGAUACUUGGUCGUGUCUCGUGGCAUACCGCGGUCAUGACAACCCCGUAUGGGACGUCAAGUGGGGACCCCAUGGACACUACUUCUUAACGGGUUCCAACGACCGCACUGCCCGCCUCUGGGCAACGGACCACAUCGAACCUCUGAGAAUCUACGUAGGCCACGACAACGACGUCGACUGCGUGGCCUUCCACCCCAACAACCUCUACGUCUUCACCGGCUCCUGCGACAGGACCGUCCGCAUGUGGCACACUUCGGGCGGAAACUGUCUGCGUCUCUUCACCGGUCACACGGGCAAUGUCACAGCAAUUGCAUGUUCGCCCGAUGGCAGAACGCUCGCUAGCGCAGACGAUCAGGGUUCCAUCAUCCUGUGGACUCUUGAAACCGGUCGCAGAAAGAAGCGCAUGCGUGGUCACGGUAAAGGCGGAAUAUGGUCUCUAUCCUGGAGCGUCGAGUCGACCGUCCUCGUCUCCGCCGGCGCCGAUAAAACCGUCCGUGUAUGGGAUGUUCUACAGGAAACAUCCGACUCUACGGGUGCCAGCAAAGCAGCUGAUGGCGUAGGAGGGCCCAAGGCAGACGGCACGCUGGCCGCUAAGGGCGCGUCGGCGGGGGUCGCGGCUGCUGGUGGAGGAGCGGGGAAGAAGAGCCAGAAGGAGACGGGCGUGAGUGUGGAUCAGAUUAGCGCAUUUCCGACGAAGGAUAGUCCGGUGUAUAAGGUUGUGUUUACGAGGAUGAAUUUGGUGCUGGCCGGGAGUGCGUAUUUGCCGCCUGUACCCAAAGUCUAGGAGGCGGAAAUGCCAACUGGAGUUUGGUGUUUUGGUUUUGGGGUGGUACGACUUGACGCUUUCUGCGUGCGAAGCUUUUGGGAAGUGGAAUAUCGUGCUCAGACAUUUCUCUAAAAUCAUAUUUGGAGUGCAUAUCUGCUUGCUACCUAGACAAACUGGCUUAUCUGA
Molecule: messenger RNA, 2630 nt
Organism: Westerdykella ornata
Lineage: Eukaryota; Fungi; Ascomycota; Dothideomycetes; Pleosporales; Sporormiaceae
Product: transcription initiation factor TFIID subunit 5
Exons: 4
Coding region: 219-2462 (747 amino acids)
Biological process (GO): transcription initiation at RNA polymerase II promoter
Cellular component (GO): transcription factor TFIID complex
Molecular function (GO): protein binding; RNA polymerase II general transcription initiation factor activity
Source: RefSeq, a predicted model, not a curated record